This is a messenger RNA of Phaedon cochleariae (mustard beetle), 3471 nucleotides long. The record is from the annotation of a GenBank genome assembly. NCBI's taxonomy places the organism in Eukaryota, Metazoa, Arthropoda, Insecta, Coleoptera, Chrysomelidae.
CUUUUUAGCCGCAUUAAGAAUAAUACUCAAAAUACUAGCUUCGCUCGAAGAUUUUCUCUCCAUUAUCACACUCGUAAUCUCCUUCUGGUCACUCAUUUUCUAUUUUUGUUUACACAAAAAUACAGAAUAACUUCUAAAAAUAUGCUCAAAGCUUCAACAUAACCUCGAAAUAAAUAUAUGACGUCCUGAAUCAAGAAAAUCGAUCAGCCUACUUGACUAAACAAAUAGAUUUUCAUUCCUGCAUCCACUAUUUAUUUCAUAAAAAUGAUGUCACGCUCGGAAUUAACCUCAAUAAAAGUAAGCCCGUUGACUAAUCAAAACAACAAACGCCAGUUUUCCUUGAAUUGAUAGUAGAUAGUAGUAGUGGGAGAUUCAAUUUCACCUGCGAUCGUCAGUUGUUUAGCUGUCAAAUCCGGUCAUAUUUUAUUUUCGACUAAAUUCGACACAACUCGGCUAUACGGAUUACAGGAUACGCCCAUGAUACGCCUGCAUCGAGUGUAAUGUUGGUUGCAUAAGAGUGGUAACUGUGCCACUUGACUCACUUGACUGAGAACGAAAACCCAAUAAGAACUAUGGUAACAGAAACUUCAUUAUUGAUAAAACUUUCAACUUGCUAUUUCUGCUACUAAUUUGAAGUGUCACCCAUAAUAUUAUAUUCAGAGAUUGAAGGAAAGUCCUGAAUUCUAUUUCCAAAAUGAGUAUAAGAUGUCCAGAUUUGCCGUUCUUGCCAGGAUUUACAUUCAAUCCAAAUAUCGGCAAGACGAAAUUCAACAUGAAUCCAAAAUUCGACUUUAUCGGAAAAGGCAAUAGAGCUCUAGUCGAGAGAGUGAAGCCAAAUAUGUUGGGCCCCCUGUCCGAUAAAUAUCCAUCGAUUUACCCCAGAGGAGAGACUACAGAAAUCCCAGGAUGGAUCGCAUUUGAUAAACAGAUGUUAUGUUUUGAUGGAUUCUUUCAAGAAACACUGCAUGAAUUCAAAGGAUCCCCAUUUCAGAUAAGGAAGGUGAAAAUUUAUCUUUUUUUGGAAGACGGAACUAUACAAGUUAUAGAACCUAGAGUGGAAAACAGUGGAGUAGCACAAGGGACUCUCAUUGCCCGCCAGAGAAUCCGUUUCCCCCCGCCCAUGGACGCCAACUUCUACGACAUCAUCGACUUCAACGUCGGCAGAGAAGUCGAGCUUUACGGCCGCGUGUUCAAGAUCACCGGUUGCGACAAGUUCACCCGGCACUUUUUGAAUAGGUGCGGUAUCGCGGUGCCCGAUCCUAUCGCCGCCCCUGCCGACCCCUACAUGGACAUCAGGGCGCACCAGAGGGACUCGCUGCAGCCCAAGAAGCCCAACAGAACCAGCGAUACGCUGGGGAAGUUCUUGGCCAAUGAUAAAAAGAUUCUCCACUUUCAAGGGUACUGGGACGACCAGAACACCGAAUACGGGUACGUCCACCAUUUGCAGUUCCGGUACUACCUAGCAGACGACACCAUAGAAAUCAAAGAACUCCAAGAGGAGUCUGGGGGAGAGCCUGCCUUCAUUUUCCUGAAGCGUGGCAAACUCCCCAAAGUUUACAAAGAACUCCCUACUCCCGGGCACAAUUCAGACUAUACGGUCCUGAACGUGCUUGGCUCGUCGCUUUCUAGCAGACGGUACAUCAUAGACCCAUUGGAUUGCGGAAGACAAAACAUCGACUUCUACACGGAAAGGGAUCUCAGCAUAGCUGCUGUGAUCAAUUGCUAUGGCAGAAAAAUAGUCUUGACAGACUGCGAUUCGUUCACCAAGGCCUACUACGCGGAGAAAUACGGGAUCAGCGAAUUCACCAGCCUUCACAUUCCCGACAGGAAGAAAGAGGUGAAGGAGAUUCCCCUGCCCAAAGACAGGGAUCUGCCGCCUUGGAACGGAUACGGGACCCAUGAGGAUUCUGCGCAAAACUGCAUAACGGUGGAGCCCAAAGCGCCACAGAAGGAUUUCAAGAAGUUUUUGCUCUACGACAGGUAUGGACUAGACAGUCAUGUCUUAAGAUUUGAGGCUAGAAUGAAGUCGAAAAUACCAGAAAAUUGUACAAGAGUUUUCAUCAUCAGCUAUUUUUUAUCCGAUGACACUAUGGCUGUUUUCGAAAUUGCCAGGAAAAAUUCAGGAUUCAAAACUUCAACUUUCUUCGCAAGGAGCAAAAUCAAGCUACCGGGGCAGAAAGUGUUUACUAGUAAGCCGCCCCUGUGUUUCACCCCCCAACAUAUGUUCGUUGGUGCAACACUGAUAAUUAACGAAUUCGAAUUCGUCCUAUUGGACGCUGAUGAAUAUGCCUUGAGAUAUAUGGAGUUGAAUGCUGGUCAGUUCCCUAAGGCAAAUAUCAAACUAAUCAUGGAUAAAGUGAGAGAAAAGCUGACACCAAUUUACAAAGAUUUCGUCGCUGAAAAUAUUCCUCAUGAAACUCCUGUUAUCUCGUAUGAAAGAUUAAGGAGCAAGUUGUGCAAAAUAAUGGGGACGGACUUCACAGAACAUGAAAUGGUUACGAUUUCGAGGGCCUUUUCGGCAGUCUGUUACAAGGAGCGAUAUGACAGAGACAAAAUAAGAGCUUUGGCCUUGACAGAACUCAAGAGAUACCUGUGGGACGAUCUGGAUCGUCUCAAAGAGUACCUCUUGCAAAGAGACGGUGACAGAUCAGGAAAAUUGAGUCGCAAAGAGUGCUAUACUGUCUUGAAGGGCUGCAGAUUACCUUUUGAUAAUCAAUUGAUCGAAAGAAUACUGCAAGUGGUUAAGAAUGAUGGGCAAUGCAAUUUGUAUUAUGAUGAUUUGAUACAGUUUCUUGAUAGAAAAGUGUGUCCUAUGCCAGACGUACCACCAGUGAACAUUAAGAAUGAUUUGUGGUGGGGAUCAGAGCAAGAGCCGCAAGCAGGGAUCCUCAUAGACUGGUGCGAAUUCAACAAAUAUCUAGACCUUGAGUCGACCUUCAAGGACGCAAUCGGAGAAAAUUCCGUGAAAGCUUUAGAACAAAAACAGCCGCAUUCCUAAUAUUGUAUAUUCUUUGGAAUAAAUAGAAAUGAACUCGUGUUCUAGCAGUCUUCUUUCGGCUCACAAGCUUUGUGCGGAUCAGAAGGAAGGUUUCCUUCUAGGUCUCCCUUUUUCUUCUUCUUGAAAUUAGCCACAAGGAGUCUGAGAUCUGCUAUGGCUUUGCCCGGAGCCAGUCUCUAAAAAUACAAAAAUAUACCUCAACGACACAUUUUGGAACUUGCCAAUAAGUUUACUUUGGGACAACACUUGGUGCAGUUGUUGAUCUGGUGGCAUCUGUAAAGGUUGUAAUAGUUCGUCAACUUCGACAAUCUCAGCUUGGUGCCCUCAUCUCUGGUAUCUUUGAUCCAUCUGUAGGCGUUCAAUAAGGCUGCUGGUCCCAAGAAGUCGUUGGGAGCCUUCGUAUGGCCAUGCCACCAAUAUUCCGGACAGGAAGUUGAACAGCAUGCGCAGAGAAUACACUCUACGUAGCCUAU